UCAGGAAGAGUAAUAACCAGUCUCCCAUCGGAGGAGACAGCAGAUAACAAAGAAAGAACCUUUACAUCCAAUGAAUAUGAAUACCAAGGAAGCCAUUUUUUUUAGAGUUACUCAUCUUUAUGUGUGACCAGUACAUAUUUGUCAAUGUUUUACUCAGAAGUUAAAAAAAUCAUAAGAUCCUUUCACAGAAAAUAUCUACAAAGUGAAUAUCAAACAAUAAAAUUUUCCUCCAAUAAUUUAUUUUCAAUAAUUCCUGAUGCUGUCAGUUUUCAGAGCACUUUUAAAUUUACAAGAGCUAAGGAUCUCAAUGUGACACCAUCUUCCUGCCCUUUAUUUCUUUCUAGCAAGAAAAAUAGGCAUGUGGAAGAAAAUGUGAGACAGAAGAUCCCUGUGAACCCUAAAGCUAUGUCAGGGAGGUAAGCUGAUUGUCUGCACCCCAGAUCUCAGGAACCAUUGAUCCAUUAUCAACAUCCUAAUGAAGAACCUCUUCCUUCUGAAGCACCAGAUACUUUCCUGGACUAAAAUGCUAUGCAGAGUCAGUUGAUUCAUGAAGAACAGUUUACUAGCCAAACCCAACAAUGUAUUCACAACCAAGAACCAGUCAGUAGCCAACCUAGUUUCAUUCAGCCUCUAGAUGUUAUGAGACUGCCAUUUUUUAGCAGCACACAAGACUCCUUCCAGACCCAACAAACAAACCAUAAAGUUAAGAGCCAACAUUUCAAGUACAUUCCAUGUAUUGUUGAAACAGAAGAUUCAACCAAGGGCAUAGAGUCUGAUAAACAUUUCAGCGAAAAUCGACGUUCUGUUUAUUUUAAUGACCAAAACAAGAGUAACCAUUUACUUAUAGGGAAAAAUAGUGUUUUUCAGAAUGCUGAUUUUCUAUUAAGUUCAAAUUCACUGGCUGAAGCUAUGCCACAACCAAAAACACCAGGCCGACAACCAAUGGGUUCAUUGGAAUCAAACCAGUAUUUUGCAUACAGUUCAGUGUGUUUUUUGUCUACAAUUAAAGAGAAGAGAAACAGGAGAAAGAUAUCAGACAAUGAAAGAAAACGCAAAAGUUCCACUUCCCAAAGCAAAGAAAACCUCUUCGUUCAGGUGUUUCCAAUCAUAGUAUGUCAUACUUCAGAAAAUGAGAUGUUAAGAUGAAAGAAGAAGAAAAUGGCGCACCAAAGGGAAAUGUCAGAUAUAGCAUUGCAUCUUAUUUUCAUCUCUAAGCUUAUUAUCCCCCAUAUUAAAAAAUAUUUCUUAAAAAGUCUAAUGGCAAUCAUUCCAGACUUAAUACGACAUGAACAUUUUCUGCAGGAGCAAAUAAAGUCACAAGACACAGAGAAAAGCAAUUAUACAUGUUCUAUGGAUAGAGAAAGGCUGGGCAUUAUUGAAAACAUAGAAUACUUGUUCAUGGUUAACACUCAUGAACUGGCAGCUCCUUGUUCAGUAUUUGAAACAAACAGAGAGAGCAAGGAGUCUAGUGAAGACUCAGUUCGUCAGACAUUUGACCAGGAGGGGCUUUCAGGACUGUCAUCAGACUCUGCACAGGAAGAUGUUUCAUUACUCCAAAUAGAAUCAAACAGGAAGAAUGCACAGAAGGACAUACAAAGUACAGGGAGUGCAGAGGAGGUAACAGUCAGUAUACCAAAGAUAUGAAGGUACUUUUCCAAAGGGUGUGGAGAUGCCAAAAAUCCAGUGGAAAUUGUUCUGAACUUUCCAGGUAUCAAUUGAUUUUCCCUGAGAUCCUAAAAGCAUAACAAACGUGAAUUAAAAGACAUAAAUAUUCAAAUGAUUACAGGAAGCAUAAAUCUGAAGGAUUUAUAUAUUACAGAAUGUGGUAACCCAAGUGAUAGUGAGAAGCUGGAAUUGGGACCCUAGUAGCAAUAAAAAAAUAGACAUCAAGAUGAAAGGAUGUCAGAUCCCUACCAUAAUACUAUGCAGGCUACCAUUUCUGAACCCUUUGAUAUGGAAAUAUGUAAUAACUUAAAAGCCAAUGAAGGCACACUGACAAUAAAUUGUAGUCACAGUGCACUAAAGCAAAAGAAACUACUAGAUAAAAAUAUACAGGAAGUAAAGCAUAUUAAAUAUGCAUCCUUUAGUUACCUGAAUGUUAAAAACAUUGAUUGCAUUGCUGAAAGUAGUGCAUUCUACAAUAGAGAAAAAAUUCAAGAAGUGAAACAGAAAUCUUUUUUGCAGGUAUUUCCACAGCAUGGCAAACACUAGUGGGCUGAUGCAGAUCAAAGGAAGGACACUCUCACAAAUGAGCCAGACCCAUCAUGCAUCUCUUAAGUCAAGAACAACCUGCUGUCUGGGUGUAAAGUGCCAAAAAAUUCCCUGAAAAGUGCUUUGGAGACCAGCCUACAAAUGGCUCUCAUCCAAGGUGAAGGAUUACAGAAAACUACCAAAACAAAAAAUGGCAUAAACUUCCCUCUAAUUCCUAAAUUUUUAUCUUCUGCAGCAGAGACCUCUUCAUCUGGUGAAUUUACAAAUAUGACAGAUGAUUUAGAAUCUGAUGAAAACUCUGAACAUGAACGAGAUUUGUAAACUACAGAAAAAGAUUCAGAGACAUUCCUGCUGUCUUCUGAUUCCGUUACAAGACCCUUUGUUUCUAGACAAGGGAAGAGAAAAGCACUAAGAUCAGCAGUGAGACAGAGAUACAGAACCAUGAGGGAAAUAAAACCAUCUAUUUCACAGUCAGUUAACUGUAAGUAUAGCAAAAAACAAAAAAACCACAAAGAAAUGAAAUAUCCACAGCAGCAGAGGGUUAACAUAGCAGGUGCCUGUUUGGACUUCAUUCACUCCAAGGUUAUCUUUCCCAACCGAAAAAUUAGCAAUUCAAAACCAUGGACAGAUAAGCAGAGAAUAAGAAGUAUUGAUCUUAUACAAUGAAUGCAAGAGAAAUCAGCAGAUGUAAGAAACACACUGUCUAGGUUCUGCUAUUUGAGUAGUUCCUCUAGCAUGAAGAAGUAUGAAGAGGAAAGAGAAGAGGAACCAGAACAUUUCCUGAUCUCAGAAAACAGCCCCAGCCUUAUAUUUGAUAUGUAUCAAGAAAAAGACCAUGACUUUGUUAGAUCAGAUAAACAACUGAACCAAGUAGGGAGAACAAUUACUCAGGUACAAGCACAAACCCCAUCAGAAAUUAUUUCCUGUUCUACUCUAUUCCCCAUCCCAGAUGAACUUCAACUAGAAAAGCUAGAGGGCUGUGUCACUGUUUCCCCUCUAACGUUUGGGGAAACCAAGGAUGGUGCACUAUCUGAAGGAGAAUGCGAUCUGUCUGAUGAAAGACGACACUAGGGACAGGCUGCAGACAGUGAAAAGGUGGUGAGGGAGUUCUCAGCCUCAUGCACACAUCCAACCCAUAAUGGGGAAUUGAAAUGUGACUCAACCAAAGUGAAAGGCAUGUAUCCAGGGGGGAAAUGUCUAGAUGAAACAUCCGAUUUGACAGAUGUUGCACUGGAUAUUAAUAUGAGCAGCAAGAUAGAAACAAAGAGGGCACACCAAGCAAAAACAAAACUGUUCUACUGUUCUAUACCAAGGAAGUCAGAGAUACCACUUCAUGAAGGGAAGGUUGCUUUAGAUGACUUCAAAGAAAUUGAUCUUCAAGAUAAAGAAGAAAAGGAAAAUGGUGAUGACACAUUAUUAAAGUCAUUCCCACAGUAUAGCCAACAUUGUGCACUUUGUUCCCAUCAACGCAGGGAUCCUAACUCUCACAAAUUAAGGAAACAAAGAGGGAAGACCAUUCUGUCCAUUGUGGAACAGGACAUUCCACAGCCAAGUCAGGCAGCAGGUCUAACACAGUGUGCCAUGUGUACAUCAAGUUCAAAGGCCUCCUUUAUGAUCAAAGAAUCACAAAUGGAUGAGGUUAACACUAAUAGAACAAAAAAAAAAAAAAUGGCAUCCCUGCUGAUGGGACUCAUGCACAGAACUGAAAGUUGGGAUAGAUUGGAAAGAGAAGGGUUUAACAAUGACCUACAAGCAACCAUUACAGACUCUUUGAAUCUCUCAGCCCCCAAUGUACUAAGAUCUAAAAGGAAAGGCAAAGUAUCUACAUUCAAAGCCUUACAAGGUAAAAUAUGUUCAACUGGUGUAACUAUGAAAGGAAGGACAACAUCUGUCUCCAAGGUAUUAACUAUUUCACAGUGUGAUCAUAGAAAAAAUCUACUUCCAAAGACCCUAAAAUCACAGAUUUCUGAAUUAAUAUAUUCUAGUGUCAUACCUGAUAGUCUUAAUGUAAUAGUAUUGAAUGAUCCAACAGCAGAGAAAAAUAAAAUAUUAUUAACCCAGGAACUGGCAGAAACAACGUUAAGAGUCUUUGAAUUUCUCCACACCUACAUCAAAAGAGAGAAUUUAAAACUCAUGAACAUGGGAAAUGAAAUGGUUAACAGUUGUCUAUCUGUCAAAACAAGGAAGGCAGCAAUCUCUCAGACUACUGCAGGAUGUGGAACACCAAAACAAGGAAAACUCAUGGCAGGUUCGUCCCUAAAUGCCAUCUUUUCCCCUAUGCCUAUGUCUCUUGAUCUGAACACAUGUGGUGGGAUACAAGAUAGGGUUGUGAUGUGGAAAAUGAGUCUUAGUCCUGAGCUUCACAACCAAUCAGAACAUGAAGAGAGAGCUCGGUGUACACACCACAUGGACAAGGAUACUUCCUCAAACAAAGAUAUAAAAGGUCAAGGUGAUGAAGAGGGCCCACUGACUUCCUAACAUUUUGGUUUCAGUCCUCAGAAUAUGGCAGGGCCUAAUUCUGUGCAAUCUGGUUUACAGCUGAUUAAUUCAGCAACUUAUCCAGAGUUAGAGGAAGUUCUAUACGAUGGGCAAACACAGCCAGUCAAUGUGAAUAAUUUACAAAAUAGCAUGGUGGGUGUAAUGUCUUCUCUUCUAAAUACAGAGGAUUCUAAGAUUGGAUCCAUACCGUGUAAUAACACCUGGGAUGAAAAUCCCAGGAGAAAAUGUGACUAUCCCAUUUCUGAACAAAAAGCACAGAAUCAAAAGGACUUAACAUCUUUGGAACCAUUACAGGAGCCCAGCCUGUCAGCUGAAUGCAAAUGUGAGAGUUGCAUAUUAGAGUUUCCAGGAAAAAGAGAUAUAAUGUCCCAAGAAAGGCAAGCUUCAGGGCUACUUAAUAUUACAAGGCACUAUACAAGAGUCCAUAGAAAGAAAGGGCACCAUAAUAGUAAACACCAAUUGAAAUAGGUUGAAUGUGUGGAAGAAGCACUACUUUACGCUAUUGAAGACUCUGAGAGUUGUUCACUCAAAUUCAUAACUGAUGAACUGUCAUCACUUGAUACAGCAGAAAGGGCUGCUUUUUCUAACAGAAUACCUCAAAGAUCAAUGGCAGAGGAAAAGUCAGAGUUCCAAGCAAACUUAGCCACAUUGGGACCUUACAAUUUUUUCAUACCUGUUUUAUCUGACUUUAAAAGCCAGGUAAGCACAGUAAAAUUGUCCAAACAUGAAGUUUGGAGGCCAGGGCAGUCUAUGGAGUUUCUGGCAGUGGAACCGACACAGGAUUUUAGAAUCUUGGAGAUAAAAUUAAAUAAUUGUGAGGUGAAUAGAGAUAUAAAAUACAUCUAUACAUGUAUGCCAAUUCAACAUAUAAAAAUGGGGACAUCUCACAACAUGGGAUAUUAUGAGGAAUCUGCAAAAGAAAAUUGCCUAGACAAAGCAAAGGUGACGAGGGAAGAAGAGUUUGGACAGCUGCCAUUUGGAGUAGAUCAAAUGAGACCACCUUAUCCUUCCAAAUCAGAAGUACGUUCUACCAACACAGUGCACACUAAGGGUAUCAUGCUUCAGAAAACAGCUAUUUGUUUAAUAGAUCAAGAAGGAAAUGCACAAGUUGGGUUUAGCCAAGAGUUUGUUCUUUCCUCUAAUAUACAUACUCUUCAAAUUGAAAGGCAGAACAAUGAAUUUAAAGCAGUUUGUAAAACAAAGUCCAAGUCUUUUGCCCUUCCAAAGACAGAAAAGCCUAACAUCUUAGGACCUACAUGGAGUUCUUCUGCCAAUAACACAACCCAUCCUGAAACCAUAAGACAGAAAGAUAAAGCAAAAAUAUCAAAUGUGAAAAGUACUGUGUGUGCCAAACAAAUAAAGCUGAAGGCAAAGAAAAUACCGGUUCCUCUACUUCUUGGACAUGAGGACAGAAGCAAUAAAAAAGAACUAGGACAUAGCAUGCAGAACCAGAAUACAUUAGAGCUGAGGAGAAAUGUACAAAACCUGAUUCUAAAAGCUAAUUUUGACUCUAGAUGCUUUAUACCCCCAGUUAAAAAGUUUGCCAGUGUAAAACUGGAAAAGGGCAAGUUGAAGGAGAGAAAACAAAGCAUUCUUCCAUAGAUAAUUCUGGAGAAACCAUUCAACCAGCAAAUGUCAUGAUCAGGAUGUGUUGAUGGAACCUAGGAAUGGAUACCUAGGAAACCAGAAGAAAAUAUUAAAGAGACAUAUCAUCACUGCAUUUUCAAGGACAUUCACCAGCAAUUUACACAAGAAUUUUGGGUUAAGUCAGAAGAAGUUAAAGAGCAUCACUCUUGCAAAUUAGAAAAUUUAUGAAGAAAGAUGAAUUUUGAGUUAACUUCACAGAAGGAUGAAACUGAUAACCUGGGGCUAGCUACCUCAAGAAGUAGGAGGAGCAAACGUCUACAUCGACCCACAGACACCCUGCAACAGGAAUAUUCCCUAAAGCAAGGGAUGCGGAGACCAGGAAUGAUUCUUCAGACUAUGAAUGAGUUUCAUAAUUCUGGAAUGACAAAUGAAUUCAUAACAACAACAACAAAAAACAUCAAACCAUCAAGUCCACAGAGGAUAGGAGGAAUGGAAAGUAAUGGAUAACGCAUUAGUCCAAAGAAAUCAUUGCUUAUUGCCAGGAUUAUGGUACAGCAACAAAACCUUUUCAAAGAUCCACUUUUGAGAUCCAUUCCCUCUCAUGUACCAUACCAACCUCAUACUGAAGAGCCAAAGGAAAACAUAAAAAUAAGUGACAAAUUAAAGAAUUCAGCUCAACAGCUGAAGAAAAUCUCAAAUGCAGAAUAUACUUCAUAUGUGGAUCACAUUCUGAGAAGUAUUGAAAAACUACUCUUGCUUGUUAAAGAGUAGGAAAAGAGGAGAAAAAAGUAGAGGGGUAAAACAAUUGAAAUAGUGGAGGACAUAAAAACAACAAUGAAGAAUCCCAUUCUGCUUCUAGAUUUUACUACCUGAAACACAAUAAAUAACAGUGGUGUGUUCAGGCAAAGAGAUGGUACAGAGGCAAACAGGAGUGUGGCCACAUUGUGGAGACAGCAAUGGUUGUUUGUACAAGGGACAAGCAUAGACUGUGUUUACACACAUGAGCUUCUCAAAGUUAUACGUCACAACAAAAGGAGAACAACUUUCAUAUUAAGUGUCCUGUAUCACAAAAGCAUAAAAAUGAAAGUGAAGAAUACAGCUUCUGGAAAUUUGCCAAACAUUGCAGGCCAUAACUGUAGAAAGGAACUAAGACACAGCACUAAGACACGGAAAAAGCUUCCCCAAGGAAACACUGAGGCAGAUUUACUUUGGAAGGGAUUUUUUUUUUUUUGUGCUCCUGGCUACAUUGCAUCUCAAAUUAAAAAUCUUACAGGAGUAAAAGGGGAAAGAAAACCAUGAAGGCCAUAUAUUCCUCCACAGCUGGAAAUGAAGAAAACAUUGAAUGAAACUAAAAGGUUAUCUGUGCAGCCCAUUGAUAAAAAUUCAAGCACUAACAGAAAAUUAACAGUAUAUACUAUAAAGCAAAAAGAACACCAAAUGCUUUUACUACCUAUUACCCCACAAAAUAAAGAUGAGUUAAUGACUGGCCAAAAGGUAGAGGAAUCUAGACAUAUUAACUCCAAUGUCCAUUUGGACAAAGAAGCAUGCUAUGUCAUGUCAGAGACUGGAGAAACUAAUUAUGGUAGGCUUUAGUUUCAAAGACCCAGAGCAGGUAAAGAACUUGAAUUCUCGACAGCACAAAGAGUAAAGCAAGAAGUUAUGAAAGAUUCUAUCAAACAUGCACUUUUAAUUCUGCCCACAAGAGGAGGACCUGAAAAGAUGAAUAUUUCAAGUUCCAAUUGGCAUGGCAUAUAUCUCAUGGAGCUGGAUACUUUCCAGAAAAAGACAUGUAAGGUGCAAGAACUGCUUAGACAAGAAAACACUUUGAGGGUAGGCUUGGGGCCCAUUGCCUGCCCAGUUACGGAGUCCUUUCACUUGGAAAACACAAAGGUAGCUAAAGAAGUGGGCAUGUAUAAUAAUAAAAAUAUUCCCCAUCUAUCUGGAUUAAGAGAAACUGAUACAGAACUUGGUUCCAAAGCACAGGCAUUCCUCCGCACAGAUCUAGAAGAUCUAUACAAAACAGGUACAGCUCAGAGGGGCCCUGCAAAGUCAGGUCACAGGCCUCAAAUCCUUCUGAAUUCUAUACCUUGCCACCAGAGGGCUCCUCUUCACUUAAAAUCAAGCUUGAGUACAAGGAAGGGCAGUGGUGACCUUGCCUUAGGUGCCAAAAUGAAUCUCAAGAAAAAAGAGAAAGCUGAGUCAGCCGAUAAUCCAUUAAAAUUAAACAGACAGAAAAUGGAUUUAAAAAAAUUGAGGGCAAAACCUAUUUUUACCCAGAAUAAAGAAAAAAUACUGGAAUUUUUAAAAUCUUGUAUAUUGUAUCAACUUCAGGCUGAACAUACACAGAAACAAAUUUCAGCAAAAGCAGCACUAGAUUCAAAGAUUUUUAACGCAGUGGUAGAAAAAGCAUCAAGUGAAGUUAAGAUUCUAGAAGGAAUUAACCUACACACUAAAGGGGGAGCAGAUCAUUGCAAAAGUGCAUGUGAGACUUUUCCAGUGUCUAAUACUCACAACCUAAUGGAUAUACAUUGAAUUACAACACCAGGGGUAAAGAAAGCACUAAAAGCAAUAGAUAACCUGGACUAUCACACUUUAAAUACAGAAAAGGGAGAACAUAACAACAGGAUCAAAGAAAAAAAACAGACAAAUCUGUCAUUUCCCCUCGAGAAUUGGGAGGAGCAUAUAUAAUGUUCCCAAAAGUACUCUUAUAUCCAGCCACAUUUAGAGCCUCACACAAAGGAAAUAUUUUCAAAAGUAGGAGUGUCAAGCAGGACAAAGGAACCAGAUUUGUUAUCUAAAGAUCAACGAAGUACAGUGUGUGAAUGUAGACCAGAGUGAAUUUUCCCCUCAGUUAUUCUAGAUCAAACUGCUUUAGAGUCAGGCAGUAAAACUAAAUGUCCAAGACUUUUGUCAUCUAAAACAAAGCAGUUGUCUGAUGGGGAAUAGAUAAGUAAGUCAGUGUCAAAUGGUAGCUCAUCCAUGCCAAGAGUCAGGAAAAAGGAACCAUCUCAUAGAGCAAGCAAAAAGAAGCAAGACGUGUGUCUGCCUACGCUGUUCUUACACUGUCUUUCAGUGUGUAUGCAGUUUUUGCAUGAAAAUGAAAAACAGAAGGGUAACAUAGAAUACAGAGUUAUAAAAGACACAAUAUGCCCUGGGAGAAAAGCUCUAGAAUGGAAGAAAAUAGUACUUCCACAUAUUAGUUCCACCGAAUAUACUCCAAGCAAUAAAGCAGAACUGUAGUGCUACAGAAUGAUAUGCAUAAAACAUGGAAAGGACAAGCCAGGUUCAGCUGAAAUAAAAGCAUGUGUUCCUACCCCUUUACCUCACUUUGAAUUGGAUAAAGAGAUAACUGAUGUCAUUUCAAGAAAUGUAACACAAGAAAAACAUGAACUACAGGGAGAAAAGAAUGGUAUAAAAGGAAGGGAGUAAUAGACCUUAAAGAUAGAGGGAUUAUCACUGUCUUAUCCUCCCAGUAGAAAGAAAUUAACUUUACUAUUUCACACACACACACACACACACGCACAAGAAGGACUGAGUAAAUCAGAUAUGAAACUGAUGGAAUCUUUUAUUUCAUUACUAUCUCUAUUGCACUUUAAUUUGAAUUCAAGGGUAAAAGUGGGAAAAAAUAAGUCAAGACUACUAAAUAGCUGCUUCCAACCGCUAAAGCACUUGCUGUUACUGGAAGGCAGAAAAGUGCCAUUUUCAAAGGCAUUUAGUAGAGAUAACUUAUACAAGAUAAUAGAAUUAAAGUGCCUCCCAUAAAGGAAAGAAUAUAAGAAUAAAACACUAGAUUUGAAAGAUAUAAUAGACCUCAUAUGUGUUACUGAAAAUGAAAAAAAAAAGUCACCUUUUAAAUGCUUACUACAUGGGAAGGAACAAUGAUGGAACAAUAAAAUACAAAAAAUUAUCCAGGGCAAUAAAAAUAAUCUAGAUGUAGUUCAGAAUAAACCUGAGGAUUCUGCUCCUUCUCUGGAAUGGGACCCUAAAAUAAUGGAGGCAUAUUUACAAGGAAAAACAAACUUCUGCCUUGGAUCAUCAGCACUGUCAGAAUUAUCAUCUGCAAUAGGAAUGCACCAGGAGCCAACUGAUGGUAUUUCGAGCAGUACUGAAAAAGCAAAACAACCAUUGAAAUAUAGAUUGCAAAUGGCUCCCAAGGAAGUGGGAUUCGCUUUGAGACAGAAAUUGUCAUCAGCAUUACAGGGAUUACAAUUUGAUGUUAAAGAAAAAGCAGAAAAAAAAAUGCAGGAAAAAAAAAAAAAAACAAAUUAAGGAUUGAAAAAACUUUCCAUACAUUCUUCUUACUCUGAAGUGAACACAAGGAUAAAUGGAGAGGCAGCUAUGCAAGUAAGAACCCAAUCUUCUAGUCAUCACCCAAAGUUCAAAUGACCAUUAGGUAUAAGAGAAAUAAUUUAUAUAAAGUCUAACUUUGAACUCUUGAACAAUGGAAAAUAUUCCAUAGAAUAUGUAUUCCAGAAAGAAGAGAACACAAACCCUGGGAAAAAAAACACAUUUGGGAAACGCAGUCAAGAUGAUAGGGAGGAAAAUGAAAAGAAUCCAGAGGGUAGAGAGCAGGGAGAAGCAGGUACAGAUGGCCAGGAACAAGAGGAAGGCUGUCCAGAAAAUAGAGAGCAAGAGACAUGGAAUCACAAAUGUGGCACUCAAAGGAAUCUGAACCCCAACAGUACAGAGCCAGGGAAAGCAGACCAACAAGGGGAAAGCAAAGAGGAAGUAGCUCCCAAGUGUCUUCCUUCUAAGUCUCCUCAUAAGCUGAUGUCUAACAGAGCAGAAGGAGAAGAAGAGAGGCAAGGAACCAUAAAAUCAGCUAAUUCACAAUUACAGCACCAGAAAUUGCUUGAAACAGGAAAAACUGAACAAACAGAGUUGACUGAGGAUGAUGGCAAUGUAGAGGUAGUUGAAACAGAAGUAAUGCAAACUGUGCUAUAUCCUAUGCCACAAGAAUCAUCGCCUGUAGGGCAAGUAGUAUCUUCAAAGGUCAUUUCUAAUCACGGGAAGAAAAGAAAACUGCAUCUACUACGGGAAGAAGAGGAAGUACCAACAUCAGCAAUUGAUGGUUUGACACACUCCAAUGGCCCAAUUUUCAAGGCAAAGACUGAACCUCCCUGUGUGUCCAGUGUGAAUAAACAUAGUAUCCUGGGCAAGAAAAAGUCUCAUGGGUGGAGUAGUAAUAAUAAAUACACAGGACAGAAACAGUAAAGAGCAAGACACCCUAAUGUGGUUGUAACAAAAAGUGAUGCUUCUGCAUCAGUGCCUAUAGGGCAAGUAAUAUCUACAAAGCAAAUUGCUAAAUGUGCUAAAAAGAGGAAACAAUAUCCAGCAUAGGAAGAAGUAAAAACCUCAGCCAUUAAUGGUUCCACAUGCUCCAGUGGUCUAGUUUUGCAAGCAAAGAUAUCUGCACCUCCUCAUGUGUUGAGUGUCAGUGGGAACAGUAUUCCCAGAAAGAGGAAGCAAGUGAGUGAAGAGGAAGAUAUAUUAGGAGAAACACAAAUUUCUUUUCUACCACCACCGACUAAAGACAUAUCAGAGUCAGACAAAAGAACAUGCAUGGAAUCAUCAGGUAAUGUGCUAAGCAACAGAAAAGAACCAACACAUGAAGAACCCAAAAUAUAUUUAAAUAAAAAUAUGAAAGACAAAGAGAUCAUCAAAUCAAUGGAUAAAAGGGUAAAAAAAUUACCAUGGUCACAUACACUCAGUAUUAAGAAGUUGCAGGAAAAACUUGUGGAUCUGGCAUAUACAAUUAUAGCAUCACCCAUCUCACAAUUGCAACUCAAUAAAUUUUUAGGUGCACAGAUAGAGGCUGAUAGAGAAGUUUACAGUGAGAUAAAAUUACUGAAACAACACGUGCCAUAGAAAGAAAAGGAAGGUGAAGAACAGCAUGUGGAUAUAAACAGUAUAAUGCAUGCCAAGAUAUAUAUUGGAACAAAGAAAUAACCUAUUUUACAUAUACAGAAUAUGAGUGAACUUCAGUGGAAAACUAAACAGCAAGGAGAAAAGGUCAAAUAAGAUUGAAGUGAGCUAGGUGUAGCAUUAACUAAGAAGUUGACUAUGACAUCCACUGCUAUGUCUCCCCAAUCUAUCCUUACUGUGAAUGCCACGGUCAAGGAAGAAUGUACUCCAAUGUUAACAAGAUCCUCUGUUUCCUUGAGAUACUUCCAGAAAUCGUCAGAUUCUGAAGGAGGCAUUUACACACAGCCAAUUCCCGGAGAUACUUCAAUUAGUCUACAAAAUGAAAAACAACAUAUGUCAGAGGAAAAGGAAAAAGCUGGAAUGAAAAUAGCAAAGAUCAUAACUCACAAAUAUCAAGAAAUAAAGGUGUAGAAUGAACAAGGUGAGCAAGGCUUAGUGCUGACUAAAUUCUCCCCUUUGUUACCACAUCUGCUUCAUCCCAAAUUGCCUGAGAAAAUAGAAUUCAAUGACACAAAACUAACACUUAGAAAGUCUGCUUUGCAGAGACUAUCAACCAAAGGAGAAACACAUAAAAAGGCCAUUGUUCAAAAACAACAUAUACCUCAGAGAGAAGAGUCAUGUAAAAGAGAAGUAAUGGACAGUCAAGGCACAGAUAUAAGUUUGAAAUCACAAAAAUUACUUCUGUCCCAGAAGUUCCACAGAAGAGAACUACAUAUGCAUAUUAAUGCACCCAAACUGAAGGAACAAGACAAUACAAGUGAAUCUCAAGUUUUAAGAAAAAUGUAUAAUCCUAAAUCUUCUCCAGCUGACAUUAUCUUGUGUUAAGCUGUACAAGUAGAUGAAGAAAGGCUAUAAAGUACACUCUCUUCUUCCCCAUUCCAACAAAUAUUUCCAGCAUUAUCAGAUGCAGAGAAAAUGGCAAACAAAGAGGUUGUGUGGAGCCAUGUCAACGGCAAACAGCAUACAAAACACAUAGGAAGAACAGUAGACUUGACAAUUGGGGUGCAUUGCAAAAGGACAAAGGUCUCACCAAUUUCAUAUCUCCUUAAUACAAAGGAAUCUGUCAUGAUUAUGAAGGUACUCAAAAAAGUACACAAAGACAAAAGUGAACUGACUGUGGUUGCAACACAGACUUUCCUUCCAUCACCAUCUUCUAGGUAUUCACAAGACAAAACAUAGAAAGGCACAGCAAGAUACCCACAGGGAAAUUUCCAGGAAACAGCAAUGAGAUAGUCAGCUGAAGUUGAUUGUAACUGUAUGGUUAAGGCAACAAAACACUAUAUGCUACAGAAACAAGCCAGGCCACAGAAGUCAAAGUCUGUGACCAGUGCCCACCAAAUAAGUGAACCUCCACAAGUUGAGUCAGAAUGUGAGUCAGUACCCCCGGGUCAUAAAAUUGAUCUCAAAAGAUUAGGUACCAUUGAAAGGGGGGAAAAUGCUGGAUGUGUCUUUCAAAGGGUAAAAGAGCCAGUCAGAAAAAUGUGAAAAAGAACAUUCAACAAAGAUUGGAAUUGGAAGAAGGAAGAUGAAAUCAAAGAUAAUUGAAGUUACAAAACAAGUCCUAAGUUUUCAGUUUCUCCACCAAAGAAGUCACUCAAGGAAACACUGACCAUAAGUGGCACCCUUUUUCCCAUUUAUGAAGCACUAAAAUAUAUCUUUGAAACCCCUGUUGAAAAUAAGAUCCAAAACCAAGUCCUUUUUGAAGAACUGGGUAAAGUAGGAGCCUACAGGCCUGAUGAUGCAAAGGCAUUUCCUUUGCCAGAGAGUCCAGACACAUCAUCAAAAAUAUAUCUCAUACUGCUUCACGGACCUCUUUUAAAACAGCUUACUUCUGAAUUAAAAGAUAAGCUGAGUAUUUAUUUAGUUUCUAUAGCAACUGAGAUAAAACUGAAUCAGACACCAGAGAUGGACACAACCUUACAGAAGUAUAACUCUCAACCCCAAAGAGCUACUUCAGAAGAUUACUGUCAUAGGCUUUAUUUAAAACAUAUAAUAAUGAAUUUUAGGUCUUCAACAGUAGAUACUAAUACUAACUUAAAAAGCAAUUACCAAAGACAUUUUCAUUCUCUCAACUGUGUAAAGAAACCAACAAUGAAUGUUUCAAAUAGUAAGGUAGAACCAAAAGGUAGCAAAAGGCAAGAAAGUGUAACAUCACUAGAAACUUGGAAUAAUCUCCCAUUGAGUCACAUUCUCCCCCCAGUUCUCAGAGAAAGAGAAGGACAUCUUUUACACUUUUGUUCAAAAACACUGGAGAUAAAAAUGACAGGCCUUCCCAAAAUUGCAGCACAAUCUUACACAAUGGCCAAUGCCCAGGAUAAAUCAUUAUUUAAGUGUGUCAAUUCUGCCACCAAAGAACCAAUGAACAGAGUUUUAGUACUUUUUGUUGAAAAAUCUUUUUGUGAAAUUGACUAUGAUUUGAAAUGCAAAUCCCUCCACUUGUUCCCUAGACCUUCUGUCACUGUGGUCUUUAAGCCAAAUGUACUUCCCAAACACACUUCUAAGUCAAGCAUGGGUUCAGGCUCAGAAUGUGAAAAAGUAGAAAAUAGUGAAGAAAGUAGUAUUCUUUCCUUUGACAAAGAACCUUUACAAUAUGUUCCUUUCCAAAAGAAAAAUCCACAACAAAGCUCAUUACUCACAAGAAAAUUCCAAGAGCCAGCCAAUGUAUCUGCCUUUUACCCUGAACUACAAGGCACAAAAUAGAAUUAUAUAAUAAUUCUUUUGGAUUUAAAAUUACAGAUGACUUCAUAAAAGGGUAAAUAAUAUCAUGUAUGGUUCCAAGAAACAUUCACACAAUAUUCUGUUUCAGGAACUCAGCAAAUACUGCUGAGUUCAUCUUGGAUUUCUGAUGACUGGAUCAAUGAUGUUCCCCUAAAUAUUGACAUUUGUGACUUGGCAGAAUGUCCAGCUUCCGAGGAAAGUAUCAAAGAAUGUGUGUUUAUUGAAACCAAUUUUUACUUACCUCAAGAUUCACAAAAGUUCUUGUUUGAGGUACCUAAACACAUUCCAUUGGCAGAUAUUCACCAAAUGGAUAGCAAUUUUUUGAAGCCAUUUUACAAUGAAGAUACAAAUGACCAUCAUACUAGAAUCCAUAGAAAACAACCUCCAUUAUGGCAUUCUUGAAAUAGUAGGAAAUAUAGAUUUAACUCCAAAAUGCAGUCUCCUGACUGGUUGUCUUAUACCUCAUCCAAUACUGUAGAAAUAGAGUCUACAUCAUCUUCAAUAACAUUCAGUGAAGAGAAGCCUUGGACCACGGCCAUGUGGAGCAGAACAAGCUACUCUUUAACCUCCUCAACAACUGAAUCAAAUAUUAAAUUGAAUCAUGCAAAACAAAACAAACAUGGCAAGUCUCACAUAUACCCCUAAGUCAAAGAAAGAAGGAAGGCUGAAUCUGAUUUAUGGAGAAAGUCCAAUGUCGAUCAGAGUUCAAAUUAUAGUCACAGUGAAGAGAAACACCCAAGGAGAAAAAGACUAUAUCAUUAUGAAUCCAAAGAACCAAAUCCACAAACCAAUCAGAUGCCAGAGACAAAUGUUCAAUGGCAGAAUAUCAAAUUCUAUUCAGAAAGAAAGGAAAUAGCCUGUGUACCAGCAGAAUCAAUGGAUAUUAUCCCCCAGACCAUUUGCUGGUUUAUUCCCCCACCCCAAACCUUACAGAAAAUAAACUUCCAAGUUCCUCAAAUGGCAAAUAUUUCAAAAUCUUGGAAUCUGUGUAGUUCAUCCAAAAAGCUGUUGGGAUCACUUUCAAGGAUCUUUAAUGCAGUCUGUUAUGGUUAA
Messenger RNA from Phodopus roborovskii (desert hamster), 15993 nucleotides. RefSeq names its product coiled-coil domain containing 168 (gene Lrtm3). The record is from RefSeq and is a predicted model, not a curated record. NCBI's taxonomy places the organism in Eukaryota, Metazoa, Chordata, Mammalia, Rodentia, Cricetidae.